Helobdella robusta is the source of this 2435-nucleotide messenger RNA. RefSeq lists its product as hypothetical. Gene Ontology annotation, cellular component: cytoplasm. The transcript is spliced from 17 exons. Gene Ontology annotation, biological process: protein phosphorylation; intracellular signal transduction. Gene Ontology annotation, molecular function: protein serine/threonine kinase activity; ATP binding. The record is from RefSeq and is a predicted model, not a curated record. The coding region runs from base 73 to 1686 and encodes 537 amino acids. NCBI's taxonomy places the organism in Eukaryota, Metazoa, Annelida, Clitellata, Rhynchobdellida, Glossiphoniidae.
AUUAAAGUUACUUUUCCAAAAUUAAUUUAAAAUACCGAUUUUUCUCUAAUUUCUUAUUAAUUAUAGUUCAAAAUGGCAGACAAGCCCCAGAUCAGGAUUGGAAAUUAUAUUUUGGGAGAGACGCUAGGGACCGGUACUUUUGGAAAAGUGAAAAUUGGCAUUCACAGUUUGACUGGGCAUAAAGUUGCAGUGAAAGUCCUAAAUAGGGAGAAAAUAAAGAGCCUGGAUGUGGUGGGUAAGAUAAGAAGGGAGAUCCAGAAUAUGAAACUCUUUAGACAUCCACACAUCAUCAAACUAUACCAGGUUAUAAGCACUCCAACGGACAUUUUUAUGGUCAUGGAGUAUGUCGGAGGUGGAGAACUUUUUGAUUACAUCAUCAAACACGGAAAGCUCAAAGAAAGUGAGGCUCGAAAGUUUUUUCAGCAGAUAAUAUCCGGGGUUGAUUAUUGCCACCGUCACAUGAUUGUACAUCGAGAUCUUAAGCCUGAAAACCUGCUGUUUGAUAAAUAUCAGAAUGUUAAGAUUGCUGAUUUUGGGCUGUCCAACAUGAUGACAGAUGGGGAAUUCUUAAAGACGAGCUGUGGUUCGCCUAAUUAUGCGGCACCAGAGGUCAUUUCGGGAAAAUUGUACGCUGGUCCUGAGGUUGAUGUUUGGAGCUGUGGAAUUAUUUUGUAUGCUCUACUGUGUGGAACGCUUCCAUUUGACGAUGAGCAUGUUCCUACACUAUUCAGAAAAAUCAAAUCCGGAAUAUUCUCAGUUCCUGACCACAUGAAUAAAAAAGUUGUCAACUUAAUUAGACACAUGCUUCAGGUGGAUCCUAUGAAGAGGGCUACUAUUAAAAACGUCAGGGAGCAUGAAUGGUUCCAAGUAGACCUGCCUGAAUAUCUGUUUCCGUCGGCUGGCGACGUCGACGCUAGUGUAGUCGACACCGAUGCCAUUCGAGAAGUUUGCGAGAAAUGUUCAGUCUCAGAGGAGGAUGUUCAUAGUGCUCUGCUGAGUGCUGACCCACAGGAUCAGCUGGUCAUUGCCUACAACCUCGUCGUCGACAACAAAAGGAUUGCAGAUGAGACUGCGAAAAUUGAGAUCAGGGAUUUUUUCUUGGCCUCAAGUCCUCCGACUGAAUCUUUUAUGAUGAAUCAUCAUCAAAACUUCGGUCUUGGACCUCGAAGUCAUCCAGAUAGAAUGAAUGAUCCUCAUGUAACUACAACCCUGGAUCCAAUCGUUGAGAAGAAAGGAAUGCAUGUUAAAAAGGCCAAGUGGCAUUUAGGUAUAAGAUCACAGAGCAAGCCCAUGGAUAUAAUGCACGAAGUUUACAGAGCCAUGAAAUCAUUGGGCUACGACUGGAAAACAGUUAACAACUUUCAUAUAAGAGCAAGGAAGAAAAAUCCCAUCAACGAUAAAUAUAUAAAGAUGAGUUUACAGCUAUACCAAGUAGAUCAGAAGAACUAUCUUCUUGAUUUCAAAAGCCUCGACACCCAAGACCACCCUGACGCUGCCAGGGUAAAAAAGAUGACCCAAGCGGCCAGUAUGCAUUGGAGCAUGUCCACGGACGAUGUGAUUGACCUGGACAAAGCAAACAUCGAAGAUAAAGAAUACGGUGAGGAGGCUUCAACCAAUCAGAACCAUCAGAUUUUAGAAUUUUUCGAAAUGUGCUGCUCUCUCAUCUGCACCCUAGCUAGAAAUUAAACCAUUGCUCGGCUGUGAUUGGCUGGCUGACCGACUCCUUGACGUGAUUGGCUAGUUGAUGGUUGAUCUAUCGAUCAAUCAACCGAUUGAUUGAUUGACUAAUUGAUUAAUUAAUUGGUUGAUUGUUUGGAAAUUAUUUUUAUAUAGUUAAUUAGUUAAUUAUUGAUUCUUACCAUAGUCUUCGUGAUGGGACUGCAACUAAAUUUAACUGCUUCUUUUCAAUCAUUUUCGUAACUAUUUUCAUCAGAAGCCGUAGUUGUAAUUAUAACUAUAAUUAUAAAUAAAUUAUAGCUGUAAUAUAUUAUAACUAUAAUUAUUAAUAAAUUAUAGCUAUAGUUAUAUUAAUAAAUAAAUUAUCACUGCAACUGUUAUAUAUAAUGUUGAUUAAUUUUGCUGCAUAUUAUCUUCGGUGUAAUAAAUUUGUAAUAUAAUUUUGUGUGUAUAUAUAUAUAUAUUAUGAAUAUAUAAAAAUGUGCGCGUGUGUGUUCGCGUACAUUUAGAAAUUCGUCUUGAUUGAAUAGCUUUGUCUGAUUAAUAAGCGCCUAAAAAUUACUACCAACAUUAUACAAUAUUAUUAUAUAUAUAUAUGUGUGUGUGUGUCUGUGGGUGUGUGUGUGUGUCUGGGUGUGUGCGUGUGUGUGCACUUGAUCUUGUUUAAGCAAGAGCCAACGAUGAUAAAGAUAUUAAUUUAUUUUGGCUAAAAAAUAUGUGCUUUCCGUGGUGAUGUUAUUAUUAUUAUUAUUAUUAUA